CAGUAGCACAAGCAGCGAACCCCCACUCCAACCUCCAACCACCAAAGUAAGACAAACCUCCAUACCUCUUAUCAUCAACCUCACUAAGAAUACAAUGUCUUACACCGAUCGCCAAUUGCCUCAAAAAACCAAGUCACAACGGGGCAAACCAAGCAGAAUUAAUUACUCCAAGCAAUAUGACUCACGCACCCGCGCGCGCAACACGAGACCCUCAAGAUCGAGAAUAAGAAAACCCACCCCCAACCCAUAAAUAAGAUCAAUGGACCCUGGAUCUCAACUUGAAAUCCAACAAUCAACCACUCAAUCAUAUUCGUAUACUAGACACCUUCCCCUUUGAUAUCUCUACCUCUAGAUCCCAGAAACCGCAAACACAAAAGAACCCACCCCCCGACAAAAGAUGUACCCCCCACCAACCUUCACCACUCCGCGCCUCCUCUUCGAGGCCAUGACGCCCGACGAUCUCGAAGCCAUGUAUCAGAUCCGCAACAAGCCCGAAGUCAUGAGAUGGAGCCUGCGCAAACUCCCCGACCAGAACCUCGAAGAAACCCGCACGUGGCUAACGAAAUACAUCUCGGGGGAGAACCACCCGCCCCGGACGUGCUACGUUGUUCGGGAAUUGUUACCAACGCCUCCUAAAACUUCCACUCCCAUUCCCAACGGGACUGGCACUCCAGCAGCAGCAGCAGCAGGCCCCGUCAUCGGCAACAUGGGCGUGCGGAUGGAGCCCGCCCCGACCCAGCGGGAUGAUUCUGGAUUAACGUCGUCGUCGUCGUCGUCGUCGUCGGGCGGUGCGGCGGACCAGCACCCCUCACGCAAAGACCGCUGGGAACUGGGGUACAUCUUCCACCCGGAUGUGUGGGGCAGGGGGUACGCGACGGAGGCGGUGCAGCACCUCAGCCAGAAGUUCUUCGGGGAGCUGCAGGCCCGCAUGACGGAGGCGUAUGGCGCGGAGGCCACCGGGAAUGUGGAGGCGGGGUUGUGGGCGAUCACGAACCACGACAAUGCGGCGAGUCAGCGGGUGCUGCGGAAGACGGGGUUCGUGGGCCCCGUUGAGGAGUUUGUCGAGGGGGAUGGGACGCGGUGUGAUGUUUUUGUGAAGUAUAAGUGACAGAUUUCGGGAGUUCUUUGGGAGUAUCUCCCCCCCGGCCUCCUGCUAGGGGGGGGGGGAGUUUGAAACUGUGUUCGGAUUCUAGAUGAGGGCAGACAUGUGUAUAGAUAGAUCGUGAGUCUGAAAGAAAUUGUUGGUCAUGCAUGGCUUCGUGACUUCG
Messenger RNA from Aspergillus brunneoviolaceus CBS 621.78, 1268 nucleotides. Its product is annotated as GNAT family N-acetyltransferase. The transcript has 2 exons. The coding region runs from base 398 to 1108 and encodes 236 amino acids. Lineage: Eukaryota; Fungi; Ascomycota; Eurotiomycetes; Eurotiales; Aspergillaceae. The record is from RefSeq and is a predicted model, not a curated record. Gene Ontology annotation, molecular function: acyltransferase activity, transferring groups other than amino-acyl groups.